Myzus persicae (green peach aphid) is the source of this 1870-nucleotide messenger RNA. Its product is annotated as hornerin-like. Lineage: Eukaryota; Metazoa; Arthropoda; Insecta; Hemiptera; Aphididae. The record is from RefSeq and is a predicted model, not a curated record. The transcript has 4 exons.
AGCCCGUCCGCAGACAUCGUUUAUAAGACAGUGCUCGGCCGACGAAUGUUCGCAGUCUCAACCCGAAGAUUACUAACAGUCUUCCAACGUCCGCUAAACUCGUCUUGUGAAGAAACACUACACGCUCACUCAUCAACAUGAAUCGUCUGUCAAUCGUAUUGGUUAUCGCAUUGGUCGGUUACUCACUGUGUGAACCGGGAUAUGGUGGUGGUUCACAAAAUAGUGGAAAUCAAGGCGAAUACCAACAGAGUGGUCAUGGUGGCAGUGGAAGCCAAGGAUUUGGUAGCAACCAAGGACAUGGUAGCAACCAAGGAUAUGGUAGCAACCAAGGAUAUGGUAGCAACCAAGGACAUGGUAGCAGCCAGGGACAUGGUAGCGGCCAUGGACAUGGUAGCAACCAAGGAUUCGGUAGCAACCAAGGACAUGGUAGCAAUCAAGGAUAUGGUAGCAACCAAGGACAUGGUGAAUACCAACAACAGGGACAAGGUGGAAGCCAUGGACAUGGACAACAAUAUGGCAGUAACCACGGUUCAAACAAUCAAGGACACGGUGGACAUGGUUCAAAUCACCACGGACACGGUAGUGGCCAUUACUAAAACCACAAUCACGGUGCACGUCCGACGAAUGAACCCAGUCGCAACCAGAAGAUUACUAAUAGUCUUCCAACGUCCACUGAACUCGUCUUGCGAAAAUACACUACGUAUUCAUUCGCCAACAUGAACCGUCUGUCAAUUGUAUUAGUUAUGGUUUUGGUCGGAUAUUCACUGGGUGCACCGGGAUACGGCGGUGGACACCAAGAACAAGAAGAACAUGGUGGACAUAAAGAUAAAUAUGAUGGACACAAAGAAGAACAUGGAGGGCAUGAAGAAGAACACGAUAAACACAAAGAAGAACAUGAUGUACACAAAUAUGAUGGACCAAAAGAAGAACAUGAAGGACACAAGUAUGGUGGACAUGAUUUUGGUGGACACCAAGAAAAGCACGGUGAACAUAAAGAAGAGCACGAUGUACACAAAUAUGGAGAGCACAAAGAAGAACACGGUGGACACAAAUAUGGUGGACACGACUUUGGUGGUCACAAAGAAGAACAUGAUGUAUACGACUUAGGUGGACACAAAGAAGAACACGAAGCACACAAAUAUGGUGGACACAAAGAAGAACACGAUGGACAUAAAUAUGGUGGACACAAAGAAGAGCAUGGUGGACAUAAAGAAGAAUAUGAUGUACACAAAUAUGGUGGGCACAAAGAAGAACAUGAAGGACACAAAUAUGGUGGACACGACUUUGGUGGACACAAAGAAGAACACGAUGGACACAAAUAUGGUGGACAUAAAGAAGAACAUGGCGGGCAUAAAGAAGAAUAUGGUGGCCACAAAGAAGAACAUUGUGGGCAUAAAGAAGAAUAUGGUGGACACAAAGGACAUGAACACCACGGUGACCACAAAGAACAUGGCGGACAUGACUUUGAGGGACACAAAGGAGAAUAUGGUGGGCAUAAAGAAGAAUAUGUUGAACACAAAGAACAUGAACACCACGGUGGACACAAAGAGCAUGGCAGUCAUCACGGUUCAGAUCAUCACGGACAUGGUGGUGUUCACUACUAAAACUUCAUUCGUGUAAUGUCAUCCGAUCCCCGUUGACCACAAUUUUCUGGGACAUAUAACUUAAAAUCAUAUUAUAAUUCAUGUAAUAAUUGAUUCAUAAUACUAUUUAUUUCAUAAUUAUUUAUUUUUAAAUUGGAAAUUUUAAAUUUAUCAAUUUUGUUAUAGUACUAUCUGUACCUAAACAUUAUUAUUUAAGAUUUCGAAUUGUAAAGAUUAAGGCAUAUUUAAUUAAACAUUUUUCUAUUAAAAAUAUUUUUUUACAUUUA